Entamoeba histolytica HM-1:IMSS is the source of this 519-nucleotide messenger RNA. RefSeq lists its product as uncharacterized. The record is from RefSeq and is a predicted model, not a curated record. NCBI's taxonomy places the organism in Eukaryota, Evosea, Mastigamoebida, Endamoebidae. The transcript has 2 exons. Bases 1 to 519 code for a protein of 172 amino acids.
AUGCAGUCACAUAUGAAAAACAAGAAGAAGAAGGGAAGUGAAACAAGUAGUAAGAAAGUAGUUAAGACAAGAGAUAAUACAUAUAUAAUUGAAGAGUUUUCAGAUAAUGAAUGUGAUGAACCAACUAGUGUAGAGAAUAUUGGAGACAUUUCAACGGAAGUACCAGUUUCAGGAGCUACAGUAAUUCGUAUCGAGUCCGAUGUUGAAUGUUCAGUUAGUAAGAAAGAAGAAGCAGUUUUUGGAACAUAUAUUAAAGUAGAUAGUUGUGAUGAUAAAAUGAAAUAUGUUAUUUUAAAUAAUACCGUUAUAAAAUACGAAUAUAGUAGUGGAGAAGAAUGUAGUAACAAUGGAGAAGGAGAAGCUAAUGAGAAGAAAUAUGGAUGUGGAAAAUGUGAAGAUAAAGUGAAGACUAUUUGUCCAGGAAACACACCAUCAGGAGAUACAAGUGAUAAUAAUGAUGAUUCAGCAUCAAGUAUGAUGAUUGGUAUUUUAUCAGUUAUUGCACUUUUCUUCUUUUAA